AUGCCCCCAGAGCAUCCCGUGAGCAUCCCAGAGACUUCCCGCUGGCAGGCCUGGACUGUGAACUUGGUUGCGAUGGAGACCAUGUCCCUGGAGCACCAGAUCCAGAGCGUGCAGCGGCACAUCGCUUUUCUGAAGAAGGAGCAGAUGGAGCUGCUCCACGACCUGCACCUGGAGAUCCUCCGCUUGCAGAAACACUGCUCAGAGCUCACCCAUGACCUGGAAAUAAAAGAGCUGGAAGCCCGCCAGCAAGACGUCCUGGACCGGGAGCUGGAGGAGAAGUGCCGGGCAAUGGAGGCCCAGCUGCAGGAGAAGGAGAAGGACAACCUGGAGCUGCGCAAGGAGCUGCGGCACAAGGAGACGCUGGUGGCCGCGCUGCGGUCCAGCCUCCGCAACAAGGAGCGCCGGUUCCUGGAGGAGCUGAAGCGGCGGAGCCACCCGCGGCCGCACGCCCCGCAGCCCCUGCCGCCGGAGCCCCCCACCCAGGCCCGUGGCAUGGCCGGUGCUGCUGCGGCACCCCGGGCGCAGGGGCCCCCCCGGCAGCCCACUGAGGAGCCGGUGGCCAGGGCCAGGUCAGCCAAGGGCGAGCCCAGCAAGAGGCAGGGGUCCGGCCCCUGCGGUGCCCCUCAGGCCUGGGAGUAG
Molecule: messenger RNA, 639 nt
Organism: Nipponia nippon (crested ibis)
Lineage: Eukaryota; Metazoa; Chordata; Aves; Pelecaniformes; Threskiornithidae
Source: RefSeq, a predicted model, not a curated record